AUGGCGACUUUUCAAAACACAUUGCACGUGUCUGAGCAUUCAGCCGACGGAAAAUUGUAUGCUCUUUUGAGCUUCGAUGGCAAACUCAAAAUAUGGAAUACUGAAACUAACGAGUUUCAACGGGAGUUUGUGCCAAACUUUCAUUUAAAUGCACCGUUCACGUGUUUCACGUGGAUCACAGUCGAUGGUACAUUGGGACCACGCAAGACUCCACAAAAGAAGGCUCAACAAUCGACAGAGUAUGUUGCGUUAGGUACGCGAAGCGGAGGCGUCAGUUUGUAUUCAUACAGCAAAAGCGAGAUCGAGUACAAUUUGAAAGGUGAAGGUCAUCAAGGAAGCAUCACUGCGAUUUGCCGUGGCAAAAACAAUGUUUUGUUUACAUGUGGCGAUGAUUGCCGUGUAAUUGUUUGGAGCUUAGAAACCGGUGCACAAAUUUCAUCGUGGGAGAUUGGCAAUGAGAAACCAUCAAGCCUAGUCUAUUUAGCCGAAUCAAAUCGUUUGGUAGUUGCCGGUCGACAAUUGUAUCUAUGGUCGGUUGAGAAUCAAGAACUCGAACAAACCUACACUGGUCACUCGACCAAUGUCACAAUGCUAAAGUAUCUCGUUGUUAAAACGAAGGAAUUCGUAUUGUCCGCAUCGAAAACAGAUCGCAUUCUUACGUUGUGGCGUAUCAAAGCGGCCAAAAAGAGUCCAAAUUCAUACACGUACCUUAUGGAGGAUAUUCCAUACAGUGUUGCUAGCAGAGUCGAAGACGAUCGAUUGGAAAUUGCCGCGGUUACACGUAGUGGUGUGUUGCAUUUCUUUGCAGUGGAUAGUUUGGGCAAGAGUAUUGAACAAGCAUCGAAUAAACCAAUGAAGCCGACGUUGACCAUUGAAAUUGCAAACGAUGUAUCGCAAUUGGUUGAGCCAAUUCCAAUUUGUUCAGUGUCAAUGGAAAUCGGACGUGCACAAAAGAAACUGCAAAUUGGCUACGGAGAUCGUCAAGUGUUGCGCUUCGAAUUGGUUGAACCCGAUUUCAAUGAGCGCCGACAAGUUCUUAUUCGAAGCGGUUCGAAAGCAGUGUCAAACGAUGCAGCCGCCAAAAAACGUACAACAAACGCAUUGAAAACAAUCACGCCGAUUGUCAACUUGGAAAAUGUUGAAUUCCAAUCGAAAGAAGUUGUACCGCGAAAAGGUAACAAAGAAAUACCAAUGGAAACUCGUCUCGAGAAUUUGACAUUCGAUUCACUCGGCCAAAGCAGUGCGGUAGGACGGAACGUUGCCCAAUUGCUGGUUCAAGCACUGCACAGUCACGAUGCCAACCUUUUGCGAAUGGUCUUCUUGAAUAAAGAUGAGCAAAUCAUUCGAGCAACACUCAAACGUCUACCUCCACAGUACAUUUCGAGUUUAAUUACCGAACUCACCGUUUUGGCACAGAAGAAAACCACUCACGUCCACACAUCCAUUCUGUGGCUCAAACAUCUGCUGCAAACACAGUCAAGUCAACUAAUGGCCAUUGGGACAAUUGAACUGUAUGCCACAUUCGGACCGCUGCUGGGAAUUGCUGAACAUCGGGCAAACACAUUCCAACAUUUAACAAAGCUAAGCGGACGACUGGAUUUGUUGGUGAAUCAAAUUAAGCAAAACACAGAUCACGAUAUCAUUGAAGACUCGGAUUUGUUGGUGUACGAAGACAAAGAUUCAUCGGACGAAGAUGGAAUACCACAAGAUGAGGAAUCGUCGGACGAUCAAUGGGAUGAUGAUGCUGCAGAAGAAGAAGAAGAACAAGUCGAGGGCAUGGAAGUGUGCGAGAACGGCGGCAACGACAGCGACAUGGAGAGCGACAUGGACGACGACGAUGAUGACGAAAAUGACGCUGAAGAGGAUGAGAGCGAUGAUGAAUAGUUAUAUACACACAGAAAAUGUUUAUUUUUUAUUAUUGAAAUAAAGAAAUUGAAAAGUAAAAUUGGUAUUAACAAA
Molecule: messenger RNA, 1959 nt
Organism: Sitodiplosis mosellana (orange wheat blossom midge)
Lineage: Eukaryota; Metazoa; Arthropoda; Insecta; Diptera; Cecidomyiidae
Product: WD repeat-containing protein 43
Exons: 6
Coding region: 1-1884 (627 amino acids)
Biological process (GO): maturation of SSU-rRNA from tricistronic rRNA transcript (SSU-rRNA, 5.8S rRNA, LSU-rRNA)
Cellular component (GO): nucleolus
Molecular function (GO): protein binding
Source: RefSeq, a predicted model, not a curated record